Cricetulus griseus (Chinese hamster) is the source of this 1320-nucleotide messenger RNA. Lineage: Eukaryota; Metazoa; Chordata; Mammalia; Rodentia; Cricetidae. The record is from RefSeq and is a predicted model, not a curated record.
GGGCAUAAGGAAAUGGUGGCAAGCGCUUCCUCCUAACAAGAAGGAGCUGUUUAAAGACAGUGUGAAGAAGAAUAAAUGGAAGUUGCUCCUUGGUCUGAGUGCCUCUGGACUGCUGUUCGUAGUGUUUUAUUUCACUCACCUGGAAGUGAGCCCUGUGACCGGAAGGAGCAAACUGUUGUUACUGGGGAAGGAACACUUCAGACUUCUGUCAGACCUGGAAUACAAAGUGUGGAUGGAAGAAUUUAAAAACGACAUGCUGCCUGAAAGAGACCCCCGGUACCUGACUGUUAAAGAAGUGGUGUAUCAUCUAACACAAUGCAAUCAGGAUGUCCCAGGGAUCUCUGAGAUCAACUGGGUGAUUCAUGUGGUUGAUUCCCCAGAUGUAAAUGCCUUUGUUCUUCCAAACGGACAAGUGUUUGUUUUCACUGGGCUUUUGAAUAGUGUAACCGAUACUCACCAGCUCUCCUUCCUUCUGGGCCAUGAGAUUGCACAUGCGGUCCUGGGGCACGCUGCAGAAAAGGCUAGUGUGGCUCACUUACUGGAUUUCCUUGGUAUGAUUUUUCUCACAAUGAUUUGGGCUGUUUGUCCACGAGACAGCUUGGCACUUCUGGGUCAGUGGUUACAAUCAAAGUUGCAGGAGUAUAUGUUUGAUAGACCAUACAGUAGAACAUUGGAGGCGGAAGCUGACAAAAUUGGACUACAGCUUGCUGCAAAGGCAUGUGUGGAUGUAAGAGCCAGCUCAGUAUUUUGGCAGCAGAUGGAGUUUUCUGAGAGUCUUCACGGUUACCCUAAGUUGCCAGAAUGGCUGUCGACACACCCUUCUCACGGGAACCGAGCCGAACACUUGGACAGACUCAUACCACAGGCUCUCAAACUUCGGGAGGUCUGUAAUUGCCCACCGCUCUCUGGACCAGACCCUCGGCUGCUGUUCAAGCUUACUGUGAAGCGUUUUCUUGAGGACUCAGAGAAAGAGGACCUAAACACCACCGUUAGGAAACAGAAAACGGCAGCUCUCCCCAUUCAGAAGCAGGAACAGAUACCACUGACAUACAUAGUUGAGAAAAAAACUACAAGUUGAAAUAAAAUGUAUGAGACGUGGGCUAUGAAGAAUACAUCCGUACUCAUCGUUUUUAUGCAACUCCUAAAAAUGAUGUUUUAAAUGGACAAAAAGGGAUAAUUAAGGUCAAGUCAUGUAUAUUACAGAUGUCUGAAUUUUUUUCUAGAUUCGUAUCUUUCAUGAAAUAUUGAUGUGUUUUAAUCUAUUUUACAAUACUUACAAUGAGGAAAAUGUCAUAGAAUAAAUUUAUAUUGUGCAUCUCA